Messenger RNA from Oryzias melastigma (Indian medaka), 1335 nucleotides. RefSeq names its product deleted in malignant brain tumors 1 protein-like. Gene Ontology annotation, cellular component: membrane. The transcript is spliced from 3 exons. Lineage: Eukaryota; Metazoa; Chordata; Actinopteri; Beloniformes; Adrianichthyidae. The record is from RefSeq and is a predicted model, not a curated record. Bases 235 to 591 code for a protein of 118 amino acids.
CACAUCAAUAUAAGAGAGCUCAGGGGUUAAACUUUACUGUCAAUAAAAGAAAGGGUUGUGAGUCUCCAAUAAAACAACUAAACCAUUUUUCUCUUUUAUACAGUGGAAGGCGAGAUCAGGUUAUCUGGUCCAGAUCAAUGUUCUGGAAGAGUGGAAGUCCUCCAUAACGGUGUCUGGGGGACAGUCUGUGAUAACGGCUGGGACUUGACUGAUGCUGCAGUGGUCUGCAGACAGAUGGGAUGUGGAUCUGCACUGAGUGCACCACCACUAGCAUACUUUGGUGCAGGAACAGGACAGAUCUGGCUCGAUUAUGUGGCCUGUACAGGAAGUGAAAGCGAUCUGUUUCAGUGUACCAACAAUGGAUACGGAGUUAAUAGCUGCGUACACGGAGAGGAUGCUAGUGUCACUUGUGCAGAGCCCGUCUUCCCAACUUUCAAGAAGGUGGUGAAGAUGAAGCUGCUGACUCCGCCCUCUUUGGAUCUGGAUGACCCUGUGGCGCAGGAAGACCUGCUGCAGCAGCUCAGUCAAAAGCUGAAGGACCAGGGAGUGGAUGGAGAAGUGAAGCUGAGCUGGAGGAAGCUGCCAGACUGAGAAAACUUUCACCCAGAGGAGCUUUUCAAAUCAAGUGAAGAUCUCUAACAUUUGUUUCUUCAUCACAAUGAAGAAAUAAAAUACGAGUGAGAUUAGCUACUUAAACAAUAUACGUGUCACUCCUUCAUUUAUUAUUAAAGGGCCUAUAUCAUGCUGUUCUUCAACCUUUCAGAGUAAACUACCGUACACUUAAGUCUAAAGUUUUUCAAAAAUCAGCCGUGCGCCUAAUAAUCUGGUGUGUCUUUUGUGUGUACCAAGUUCCAAAAUCUGUAAAAUGUUCUUGUGCAACUUUGGGAAGUCUUCGCUCAAUUUACGGUCAAACCAUUCCUCGCUGAUACAGGAUUGGAAGGGGCUGGUGCUCAGGGAGCAGGUUUUUAAUGGAAUGUUCAGAGAUGCUUGAAUGACGCCAAAAAUCACACUAAGGUUGUUUUUAACAAUGAAAUUCACUUAAAAGCUCAAAAAGGUUUGAUUGUGCAUAUAGGCCCUUUACUAGAUUUUCCAUAAUAGCACUCUUAUUUACAACAAAUCUAGAUAGGGAUACAGAACAUUUGAGUUUAUUGGGUUUUUUUUAUUCAAAUAAAACUGUCAAAAAAGUCAAAGUCAUGUGUCAACUUUAUAAAUUGAUGCAAGGUAAAACGAAAGUUUCUACAGUCUGAACAGGUGUGGGAUGCAGACGGUGUUUUACUAAAAAAUAUGUAAACUUUGACAGUUAAACACAAAUUUAACAUAUUCUACAAUAUUGAG